CCGAGGAGCGCAGCGGCCACUGCGCAGUGGUGGACGGAAACUUCCUCUACGUGUGGGGGGGCUACGUGGACUAAAGGGAAGAAGAAUCAAUUUAGAAAAUGUCUGAAAAGAAUGAAGGUUUAUACUACCAGAUAUUAAAACAUAUUAUGAUACUUUUAAAUCAGUGGUCCUGAUGCACACUGAGAAAGCAUGAUGGAAUGGAGAAGAAAUAACAAACAGCCAAGCAUAUAAGAGUAUUUUGUAUAUAAAAGUCUAUUGAAGACAAUGAAGUAUAUUUGCCUAAUGAUGAGAUUUGGACCUAUGAGAUUGAUAGUGGGUUGUGGACGAUGCACCUCAUGGAAGGAGAACUCCCUACCUCCAUGUCAGGAAGUUGCGGUGCUUGCAUUAAUGGAAAGCUAUACGUUUUUGGAGGAUAUGAUGACAAAGGAUACAGCAAUCGACUUUAUUUUGUUAAUUUGCGAACAAGAGAUGGAACCUAUGUUUGGGAAAAAAUCACCAACUUUGAAGGUCAACCACCCACACCACGUGAUAAACUUUCCUGCUGGGUAUAUAAAGACAGAUUAAUAUAUUUUGGUGGCUAUGGGUGUAGGAGACACAAUGAACUCCAAGAUUGUUUUGAUGUUCAUGAUGCGUCUUGGGAAGAGCAGAUAUUCUGGGGAUGGCAUAACGAUGUUCACGUAUUUGACACAAAGACACAGAGUUGGCUUCAACCAGAAAUUAAAGGUGGUGUUCCACCGCAGCCACGAGCCGCGCAUACGUGUGCAGUUCUCGGAAAUAAGGGCUAUAUCUUUGGCGGACGUGUUUUGCAAACUAGGAUGAAUGAUUUGCACUAUCUAAACUUAGAUACCUGGACCUGGUCUGGAAGGAUUCCAAUUAAUGGAGAAAACCCCAAACAUCGGUCAUGGCAUACUUUAACACCAAUAGCUGAUGAUACGCUUUUCCUAUUUGGUGGACUAAGUGCAGACAAUAUUCCAUUAAGUGAUGGUUGGAUUCAUAAUGUCUUAACAAAUUGUUGGAAACAGCUUACACAUUUACCUAAAACAAAACCCAGGUUAUGGCACACAGCCUGUUUGGGAAAAGAAAAUGAAAUAAUGGUAUUUGGUGGGAGCAAAGAUGAUUUACUUUCCUUGGAUACAGGUCAUUGUAAUGAUUUAUUGAUCUUUCAAACACAGCCUUAUUCACUACUCAGGUCAUGCCUUGACUGCAUUGGUAAAAAUGCUAUAAUUUUAGAAAGUCAGAUAUCUUUAUUACCUCCUAAACUUCUCCAACAAGUACUCAAAAAAAUAACAUUUUGGACUGCAGUUAAUCACCGAGAAGAACAAAGAGCCCAAAAAGAAGAAACAGAAAAUAAGUAUCAGUGGAUCAGUAGCAAUUAAGUUGUUAUAUACUCUAUGUAUUUAAUAUGUUUAAACAUUUUAAUCAGACUGUAUAUUUACCCCCCAGAUUGGAGGCUUUAUUUAGAAGAUAAAAUUUGAAACAAAAAUUCUAUGUUAAACUGAUUGUAUGGCAUGAGAUAUAUAGGAAGAAGAUGUUAAUGGCAGAUUAAUUUGUAUUUAUAUUUGUAAAUUAACGUAAAUUAAUUUCCUUAUAAGCUGCAGAAAAAAAAGCUAAUUUCUGAAAGUAAGUAUAAUUGUAAGAGACUUUAACUCACUGUGUCUUCUUUACUGGAAAGAUUAUACAAAUUUGAGGAGAAUAAGAAAUUACCCCAAGGACUUUAGAGAUUCCCCAACCUAAAGAUAGAUAGAUAGAUAAAAACACCUGAUAUCAACGUUCAGAAAGAAUAGAUUUUUCUCAAGUCACUUUAAAAUUACAUAAAGCUUCCCAUUAAAUGACUCAGUUAUUUAAAGAACUUCUCCUGAACUAACUAAUACAGCUGGCCAAAAUGAUAAAAUAGGCAAGCACUGCUAUGGGAUUAAAUAUUGAACUCCUACCCUUUUAGCACUUAUCUAAUAAAGUAUUCUUCCUCACCUUUGAGUAGGGGAAUAAAUGUCUUCAAUUGUUUUUCUGUUACCUCUGAGUUGUUAGUUUGUCCCAUUUUAUAUGUAUAUAAAGACCAUGUUUGAAAGUGUCUAAAGUGGAGAUUUAUUUGUGAUACAAGCUUUGAAAUAUUGAGAGGCAGUAUAGUUAUUAACUUUAGAGACACCUGAAGAUACAUUUUUCCUUGGGGGAAUACUUCUAAAGUAACUUUCAGUGAAUUAUGAAAUGGGAUGAUAACCUAGUAAUUUGCCUUUCUAGAAACCCCUCAUUUUGGCCCACACCAUUCUACAGAGUUGGUGCUCAAGACCCAGGAUGUUCAAAAUAUGUUAUCUUCCCAUUUCUUUUCAAUAUUAACUGCCUAUAAAGAAAUGGAACAUGAAUAUUUAUCUUUAUAGUCUUUAAAUAGUACUUUUGCCAUGGUUAAGAAGUUGUUCACAUAUCACAGUUGUACCCAUCCAUUGAAUUACUAAUAACAAGGAAUUACUAACAAUUUGGUAUAUAAAAUUACUGUCUACCAUACCACCAUGCACGUUGACUCUGAAAUUUAAAAUGUUGGAGUAAAUAUAUUUCUGUAUUGAA
Messenger RNA from Mesoplodon densirostris (Blainville's beaked whale), 2556 nucleotides. RefSeq names its product kelch domain containing 1 (gene KLHDC1). The transcript has 14 exons. Gene Ontology annotation, molecular function: protein binding. NCBI's taxonomy places the organism in Eukaryota, Metazoa, Chordata, Mammalia, Artiodactyla, Ziphiidae. The record is from RefSeq and is a predicted model, not a curated record. Bases 327 to 1376 code for a protein of 349 amino acids.